AUGUCUAGUAUAUCUGGUCAAAUUGCUAUUCUAAACGAAAUUACUCUCCAAUUUGCUCGUAUUUCACAAAUAAUCUUAUUAAUAUUAGGCUUUUUUGGUCUAACGUUAAAUACAAUUAUAUUUACUCGAAAAUCAUUUAAAACUAACAGUUGUACAUUAUAUUUUCUUGGAUCAACAUUGGCAAAUUAUUUUGUUAUCUAUUUUGUUUUAACAAGUCGAUUGUUAUCGGAUGGUUAUCAAAUUGAUCCAGGCACAUAUUCAAUUAUCUAUUGUAAAAUUCGUUUUUAUACUUAUUAUACAACAAAAUCUUUAGCUUCUUGGUGUAUUGUUCUUGCAUGUGUGGAUCGAUUUUUAUCAAGUUCAAGGAAUAUUCAUUAUCGUCAAUUUUGUCGAGUUAAAAUCGCACGUUAUGUAAUCUGUAUUACGUCUUUAAUUUGUGCACUAUUUUAUGUACAUGUGCUCGUCUAUUUCAAUAUUCAAACUAAUCGAACGUGUGAUGCUCCUCCAGGUUUCUACGGAAUUUUUUCGGAUGUUUUCUAUUUAAUUGGAUAUAGUAUUAUUCCACCUUUACUGAUGUGUAUAUUCGGAGUAUGGACAGUGUGUAACAGACAUAACACACGUCAUAGACAAAUUGUACCCGAUAUUACUUAUAGACGAUUACUAAAGAAAGAUCAGCAAGCAAUGAUUAUGUUGUUAACGCAGUGUAUUCUCAUUGCACUUACAACUAUUCCACAUGCCAUACAAAAACUCUAUGUUACACUGACACUGACAACAUUAAAAAGUCCUUAUCAACAAGCGCAAGACAGUCUCUUCUCGCAAGUUGUUCGAUCAAUAUCGUUUGUAAACCAUAGUUGUACAUUCUACAUUCUAACGUUAUUUGGACGAACAUUUAGAAAAGAAUUGAUCAAAUUAUUUAGGGCAAUGACACAGUUCUGUAGCAAACGUACUAAUAUUCAAAAUGCACAUUCAAUUACCGCAAUGACAGAACAGAGAAAUAUUCACAUUGUUCUGAAAGGAAAGAAAAAUUGA
Didymodactylos carnosus is the source of this 1029-nucleotide messenger RNA. The record is from the annotation of a GenBank genome assembly. Lineage: Eukaryota; Metazoa; Rotifera; Eurotatoria; Philodinida; Philodinidae.